Messenger RNA from Oncorhynchus keta (chum salmon), 4166 nucleotides. RefSeq names its product protein-L-isoaspartate O-methyltransferase domain-containing protein 1-like. Gene Ontology annotation, molecular function: protein-L-isoaspartate (D-aspartate) O-methyltransferase activity. NCBI's taxonomy places the organism in Eukaryota, Metazoa, Chordata, Actinopteri, Salmoniformes, Salmonidae. Gene Ontology annotation, cellular component: cytoplasm. The transcript is spliced from 4 exons. Gene Ontology annotation, biological process: protein modification process. The record is from RefSeq and is a predicted model, not a curated record. The coding region runs from base 2938 to 3780 and encodes 280 amino acids.
AUCAAUAGAAGCAGCAGACAUGGCGAUCCAAUUUCUACUUUGCUAUUUUUAUUAUCCAUGGAACCCCUGCCCAAGGCAAUUCAUCAAUCGAAGGAAAGAACACACAUUCUUUCAAAUCUACUGAUCACUCAUUUCAUUAUACACAGAUUCUAUUUUACUACAAUGAACAAAAAUAUGAACGCAACAUGUAAAGUGUUGGUCCCACGUUUUUAAUGAAUUUAUUUCAACUGACUUAUUUCCUUAAAUGAACUGUGACUCAAAACAAAAUGUUUGUUUCAUGUUGCGUUUAUAUUUUGGUUAUGUAUAUAUUUACAAUUGAAGUCAGCUAUGCUAGCCUAUGGAGGCCCUUGGGAAACCCAUAAAAUUAUGGGAUUUAAAAAUACAUGAUCUGGGCUCCCAAGAGGACUGAUCUCUAUAAUAUAUAAACAACUUUUGGGAGUUGGCCAUAAAGAAAGUAUGGGCCCCAGAUCUAAUUGAAUCUGAACAACCCUUUUAACUAGAACAGAAUAUGUUAAUAUAUGACCUUGGCAUCCUGUAAUCUAAACCAUAAACUUAAACAUUUUACGUUUGUUCACAGACUGUAUUUAAGACAGAGGAAACAUUCUACGAUGACAUUCGUCCCAACUGUUCACUGUGUCCCCUAAAUCAAGUAGGCACAUUCCUUCAUAUCAUGUGGGAGUGCCCUGCAGUUAAAUGCUUUUCAUCUACCAUGUUACUUAAUGAUGAUAGCUCCUUGAAUCUCUCAAUCAAUCAAAGACAAUUACUGAUGUUGGCUCUUCGAUGGCAUUCACCUCACUCUUUCCCAAUUUGCCAGUGGAUACAGUUACUAUUAGAUAUUAAAACAUUAGAAUUAUCCACAGCAAUAACUAAUGGUGCUAGUCAAAGAACAAUUGAGGCCUGGACAAAUAUACUGUGGUUGGAUGGACACAUGUUGGUUCGGUGAAUAGGAGGGAGGUUGGGGGUGGAGGCCCACUUGUAUAUUGUUUUGGGGGGGUGGGUUAAUACUGAAUCUAUUGUUACUUAAACAAAAGUAAGAAAUACAUAGAGUUUUUCUUUUGAGUGGCAUCCCAUGGGUACAUUUUAUAUAAACCAAAAAUAUUAAUUGAAAUGGACCUCUAAAUUGUGCAUGACGCAAGUCAUUUUUCCAACAAUUGUUUACAGACAGAUUAUUUCACUUAUAAUUCACUGUAUCACAAUUCUAAUGGGUCAGAAGUUUACAUACACUAAGUUGACUGUGCCUUUUAUACAGCUUGGAAAAUUCCAGAAAAUGAUGUCAUGGCUUUAGACGCUUCUGAUAGGCUAAUUGACAUAAUUUGAGUCAAUUGGAGGUGUACCUGUGGAUGUAUUUCAAGGCCAAGCUUCAAACUCAGUGCCUCUUUGCCUUACAUCAUGGGAAAAUCACAAGAAAUCAGCCAAGACCUCAGAAAAAACUUGUAGACCUACACAAGUCUGGUUCAUCCUUGGGACUAAUUUCCAAACACCUGAAGGUACCACAUUCAUCUGUACAAACAAUAGUACAAGUAUAAACACCAUGGUACCACGCAGCCGUCAUACCGCUCAAUAAGUAGACUCGUUCUGGCUUAAGGACAACAAAGCCAAGGUAGCGGAGUGGCCAUCAAGGAAGGUUGUGGAAGGCUACCUGAAACGUUUGACCCAAGUUCAACAAUUUAAAGGCAAUGCUACCAAAUACUAAUUGAGUGUAUGUACACUUCUGACCCACUUGGAAUGUGAUGAAAGAAAUAAAAGCUGAAAUAAAUCAUUCUCUCUACUAUUAUUCUGAAAUUUCACAUUCUUAAAUUAAAGUGGUGAUCCUAACUGACCUAAGACAGGGAAUUUCUACUUGGAUUAAAUGUCAGGAAUUGUGAAAAACUGAGUUGAAAUGUAUUUGGCUAAGGUGUAUGUACAUUUCCGACUUCAACUGUGUGUGUAUGUAUAUAUAUAUAUAUAUAUAUAUAUAACUCGGCAAAAAAAGAAACGUUCAUUUUCAGGACCCUGUCUUUCAAAGAUAAUUCAUACAAAUCCAAAUAACUCCACAGAUCUUCAUUGUAAAAGGUUUAAACACUGUUUCCCAUGCUUGUUCAAUGAACCAUAAACAAUUAAUGAACAUGCACCUGUGGAAUGGUCGUUAAGACACGAAUAGCUUACAGACGGUAGGCAAUUAAGGUCACAGUUAUGAAAGCUUAGGACACGAAAGAGGCCUUUCUACUGACUGAAAAACGCCAAAAGAAAGAUGCCCAGGGUCCCUGCUCACCUGCGUGAACGUGCCUUAGGCAUGCUGCAAGGAGUCAUGAAGAAUGCAGAUGUGGCCAGGGCAAUAAAUUGCAAUGUCCGUACUGUGAGACGCCUGAGACAGCACUAAAGGGAGACGGGGCAGACAGCUGAUUGUCCUCGCAGUGGCAGACCACGUGUAACAACACCUGCACAGGAUCGGUACAUCCAAACCUCACAUCUGUGGGACAGGUACAGGAUGGCAACAACUGCCCGAGUUACACCAGGAACACACAAUCCCUCCAUCAGUGCUCAGACUGUCCGCAAUGGGCUGAGAGAGGCUGGACUGAGGGCUUGUAGGCCUGUUGUAAGGCAGAUCCUCACCAGACAUCACUGGCAACAACGUCGCCUAUGGGCACAAACCAACCGUCGCUGUACCAGGCAGGACUGGCAAAAAGUGCUCUUCUCUGACGAGUCGCGGUUUUGUCUCACCAAGGGUGAUGGUCGGAUUCGCGUUUCUCGUCGAAGGAAUGAGCGUUGACACCGAGGCCUGUGUUCUGGAGCGGAAUCGAGGUGGAGGGUCCGUCAUGGUCUGGGGCGGUGUGUCACAGCAUCAUUUGACUGAGCUUGUUGUCAUUGCAGGCAAUCUGAACGCUGUGCGUUACAGGGAAGACAUCUUCUCUCAUGUGGUACCCUUCCUGCAGGCUCAUCCUGAAAUGACCCUCCAGCAUGACAAUGCCACCAGCCGUACUGCUCGUUCUGUGCGUGAUUUCCUGCAAGACAGGAAUGUCAGUGUUCUGCCAUGGCCAGCAAAGAGCCCGGAUCUCAAUCCCAUUGAGCACGUCUGGGACCUGUUGGAUCAGAGGGUUUGAGUUCUGUGAACCCAUCUUUGUGGUGGGCAACUGUCUGGAGAUCUCGUCAGACAGUCACCAAUACGACCGUAUCUACUGUGGUGCGGGGGUGCAGAAGGAUCAUGAAAAUGACAUGAAAAUCCUGCUCAAAGUUGGGGGUAUUCUAGUGAUGCCUAUAGAGGAUCAGCUGAUACAGAUCACCAGGACUGGUCAGUGUUCCUGGGAGAGUAAGAAUAUCCUGGCCGUGUCAUUCACACCUCUGGUCCAGAAGAACAGAGCUGAGGGAAGCAAGCCUGAUGCUGUAGACCUCCCCCCAGUGACAGUCAGGAGCCUUCAGGACUUGUCUCGCGUCUACAUCCGCCGCACCCUCCGAGAUCUGACCAAUGAAGAAUGUCCUGACAAAGGUCUGGUGCAGAGGGCGCCCCAGAAACGCAAGCGCAGGCGUUGCCGGCUGCGACGCAUUAACACGUACAUCUUUGUGGGUAACCAGCUGAUCCCCCAAGCCAUGGAGAGCGAUGAGGACGAACAGAUUGACCAGGAGCAGCACAAGGAGGACCAGGAGCAGCAAGAGGCGCAGGAGAAGGAGCAGGAGGAGGAGGAGGAGAGAGACAUUGGCAGCAUUGAGAUACUAAAGACAGUGAAUGUGCUGAGAGACAAAAUCAUGACUUUACCUCUGCCUGAAUCGCUGAAGACCUAUCUGUUAUACUACAGAGAAAAAUGACUGACUGCUCAACCUGCUGGCAUCCGUUCUCAUGGAUGCCAUGCCUGCUGAGAUGCUUUUCUUCAUUCUCCUGUUUUCUCUUUUUUCAGUACUGAAUGUAGUAUUCUUUUUCUUCUUCAAUAUGUACAUGGAAUGGACACUGAGACUUCCUGGGUCGUCAUGGAUCAUUUUCUAUCGUUACUAUGAUAUGGUUAUGUUAGUUUUUAUGUUAUCGAUUGUCUUUUGAAUUUUUAUAUCAAAGAUUUAUUGAAAAGCCUACUGAAUGGAAAAUCCUUUUCAAAUAUGGUAUUUUGAGGAUGUAGAUUGUAUCACAUGUUAAUAUUCCAGCAAAUUGUCACGAAAUGAAAUUGUAUAAAAUAAAAUGCUACCUAUAUUUGUUAACAAUA